Messenger RNA from Leptonychotes weddellii (Weddell seal), 1293 nucleotides. The record is from RefSeq and is a predicted model, not a curated record. NCBI's taxonomy places the organism in Eukaryota, Metazoa, Chordata, Mammalia, Carnivora, Phocidae.
GAAGCAAGGCUACUUGAGACAGAGGCUAACAUGACCCUUUUCAGGUACAUUGAGGAUGGUCACUCCUUGCAUUUGUGCACUACUUGGUUUUUCAACGCAUGUCCCACAGUUCUCAUCUUAUUUUAUUCUUAAGAAGCGGUUCUGGAUUUCUUACACUGAUGGGGACCAAUGUGCCUCGAACCCGUGCCGGAAUGGAGGCACCUGUGAGGACCAGCUCCAGUCCUACAUCUGCUUCUGCCUCGACAGUUUCCAGGGCCGGAACUGUGAGACAAACAAGAAGGACCUGCUGGUCUGUGUGAAUGAGAACGGCGGCUGUGAGCAGUAUUGCAGUGACCACGUCGAGGCCGGGCGCUCUUGCCAUUGCCACGAGGGGUACGCGCUCCAAGACAACGGGGUGUCCUGCGUGCCCACAGUGGAAUAUCCGUGUGGAAAAAUACCUGUUCGGGAGAAGAGAAAUGGCAGUAACCCUCAAGGCCGAAUUGUGGGUGGCCAAGUGUGCCCCAAAGGGGAGUGUCCUUGGCAGGCUGUCCUGAAGGUGGACGGGGCGCUGCUGUGUGGGGGCACCCUCCUCGACGCUGCCUGGGUGGUCUCUGCAGCUCACUGCUUUGACACAGUCAAGAACUGGAGAAACCUGACCGUGGUAUUGGGCGAGCAUGACCUCGGCGAGGAUGAGGGUGAGGAGCAGGAGAGGCACAUAACCCGGGUCAUCAUCCCCGACAAGUACAUCCCCCGCAAGACGAACCAUGACAUCGCCCUGCUGCACCUGAGCAGGCCCGUGACCUUCACCGACCACGUGGUGCCCCUGUGUCUGCCCGAGAAGGCCUUCUCCGAGAGGACGCUGGCCUCUGUCCGCUUCUCAACUGUCAGUGGCUGGGGCCAGCUGCUGGACAGGGGCGCCACGGCCAUCCAGCUCAUGGCCAUCGACGUGCCCCGGGUGAUGACCCAGGACUGCCAGGAGAAGUCACGCAGGCGGGAGGGCUCCCCCACCAUCACCGAGAACAUGUUCUGUGCCGGCUACCUGGACGGGAGCAAGGACGCCUGCCAGGGGGACAGUGGGGGCCCGCAUGCCACCAAGUUCCAGGGUACCUGGUACCUGACCGGCAUCGUCAGCUGGGGGGAGGGCUGUGCGAACGAGGGCCACUUCGGGGUGUACACCAGGGUCUCCCAGUACAUCGAGUGGAUGCGCAGGCUCAUGCGCUAGCACCCCCUGAGAGGCCUCCUCCAGGCCCCGCUGCCCUAGCCCCAGGGCCAGCGCCUGCCCCAAAUAAAGCUGCUGCCCGUCCCUCCCUCAAA